GUACCUACCUUGUUUUUGAUUGAAGUCCGCUGUCAUUGUCAACGGUUGUCAAAGUCUGUGGUUGUCAACCAGUGUGUGAUUUAUUUUGUGAUUUUUAUAAAAGUUUACAAGUGUUUACAAAAAUGACCGAAAAUGUUAAUAUCGAUCUUUCUGGCGAGCUAAAUCUCCCGCAGGGCUCCGAUAAAAGAGGUUUCCAAAAGUAUGUCAAUGAUAUGGAAUUGAUUGUACAGCAGCUCCGUAAUGGUGCCGCUCCUGCCUUGUUGAUGGGAGUGUUGGCCUCUCGAAAGCCAUGGAUGCAAUUUGUAGCUACAGAAAAUUUUAAGACUCCCGGUUCCAUACCGAGGUUAUCUCGACGGUUUUAUAGAAACCUGGAGUACUUUCAAGCAAACUAUUUAAUGGUAUCCUUGGGAUUGUUUGCAUACUGCUUAAUAACAUCACCUCUAUUACUAAUAGCCAUUGUCGCAAGUUUCUUUGGCUAUAGAAAAUUAACAUCUGGACCUAAUACAUGGAAAAUCGGAAACUGGGAAUUGACGAAAACGCAACAGUAUAUGGUCGCUGCGGCUGCGUCGAUGGUAGUCUGUUGGCUGGCUGGUGUUGGAGCGGUCUUGUUCUGGGUUUUAGGUGCAACUGUAACCGUGGUCGCUCUGCACGCUAGUUUCUUUGACGCGGAAACAUUACCCGCGACCGACGGUUCGGAACAGUUCCCGAUGAUAGAGCAAGUGUGACAGCUCCAUUUGCCAUUGUACUUGCCCCCACCAAGCAGUAUGAUACCACCGCAACAUAUUGCACCUCCUUAAUGCAUCAUAGAAUAGGCAAUGCAGUUUGAGGUCUAUGGUUUUUUUUUAUUUUAUAAGAUAUAUUUAUGUUAAAACCUACAUAGAAGUGUACUAAGAACGGAAUUUUAGAAAUUCCACCCCAGGGUGAAUUUUUUUCUAUAUGAGGGUUAUUUUAAUACAU
Messenger RNA from Diatraea saccharalis (sugarcane borer), 957 nucleotides. The record is from the annotation of a GenBank genome assembly. Lineage: Eukaryota; Metazoa; Arthropoda; Insecta; Lepidoptera; Crambidae.